UGUUUAUGUCAAUCUUUGGUUAUGGUCUAUUUUUAAAAAUGUUUUAGCUUUAACUGAAUUUUGUAUUUUCAAUUAGUUUUAAAUGCAGUGAUACAUGAGAUAUUUCUUUCCAUUUGUAGGUUCAGUUAUUGGUGUAUUCCAUUACCAACUGUCACUGAGGCCAAUACAACUUUUACCAAGAAUAAUGGAAAAUAUUGGACAAAUUGAUAUUCUUUUAAAAAGACUUUCUGAAGCGGAGCGACGAGCUAAAUUGCUUAAAUUAGAAGUAAAAAGUAUUCGACAAGAGAUAGCUUCCUUGCACAAUAGUAUUGCAACUGAACAGAACCAAAAAAAUAUUAUUAAUAUUAAUAUAGGACAAAGAGUUGGAACCAGGCGAUCACUCAUUCUAAUCGAUCCACUUCCAGGCUCCUCUACGACAGAGACGGAUGGUCCUGCUGUUGCGGAGUCCUCAGGUAGUUCAUUCGUUGAAAGUUCAACUUUCACUGGUCCAGCAGCAAGAAAAAAACUCAAAGCAUCAUUCAAUAAAGAAGGAGACCAUGUAAUAGUUUAUACCGAUGGAUCAUGUGAAAACAAUGGCAAAUCUAAUGCUAAAGCUGGUAUCGGAGUGUGGUUUGGAGAUAACCAUCCCCUGAAUAUUUCAAAGCCGGUCGAAGGAAAAGCCACCAAUAAUACAGCCGAGAUACAAGCAUGUAUUCAAGCACUCCACCAAUUGAGGGAUCAAGGUGAAAAAAAGGUGAAGAUAAUAACUGACUCACAGUUCACAAUAAACUGCAUAACAAAAUGGAUUAACAACUGGAAACGAAAUAAUUGGAAGACUGCUUCAGGUGGUGCUGUCAAAAAUAAAGAGGAUCUUCAAAAGUUGGACGAAAUAAUCAAAAGUUUUUCAGAUGUUAAAUGGCAUCAUGUCGCUGGCCACCAAGGCAUUAAAGGAAACGAGGAAGCUGACAAGUUGGCAAGGAACGGUGCACUUUCGUAUCGAGCCACUCGAAAGUGAAAAUGUAAAUAUGUAUCUUUAAGCAUUUAUUAAAAAACAUUUAGAACGUUUU
Leptinotarsa decemlineata (Colorado potato beetle) is the source of this 1046-nucleotide messenger RNA. Its product is annotated as ribonuclease H. The record is from RefSeq and is a predicted model, not a curated record. NCBI's taxonomy places the organism in Eukaryota, Metazoa, Arthropoda, Insecta, Coleoptera, Chrysomelidae. Gene Ontology annotation, molecular function: nucleic acid binding; RNA-DNA hybrid ribonuclease activity. Gene Ontology annotation, biological process: DNA replication, removal of RNA primer.